GUGGAGCCGUCUAGGCGGCAAGCAGGCCACAAGUGUUCAAAUUUUACUCCGAAAAAAGUUUCGUUGUCUCGCUCUCGCCUCCUCUUCCUCAUCCCAUCCCCUUCCCGCUCUCCCCUCCUCCUCGGUCCCGCGCGGCGAAGGUCCGGGAGCAGCCUUCGGCGGCCUGUCUCCGCGGUGGGUGGUCUUCCUCAGGGCUCGGCUCCGGUCCCCGGUCAUACCUCCGUGUCCUCUCUGGAGCGGGGCGUCCCUCCGGGGUCUCGUCGGGCGAAGCUAGGGUUUCGCCGCCUUGGGGUCUGGGGGACGGCGAGAUUUAGAGUUUCGAACUCCGUAGGGACCCGGAUCGAAUCCAGUGAGUUCCUCUGAAGAUCGCCUACAUGAGAGGGGUUUAAAUUUUUCAAGAGGGAAGAUUGAACUGGAUAGCUGCUGCUGAGUAUUGGAAAACAAUGAAAGCUGAUCAGCAGCACUGUAAUGCAACUGACACAGGAGCAAAAACCAAACUUGGUUGCAAUAAGCUGCAAAGCCUGAAACCUAACACUCAUAUCAACAAAUCGUCAGGCAAUAUUGCAGAGAAAUGCAGAAUGGGAGCUUGUUUCUCACCUGGCCAAUCAUAUACGGAAAGUGAGAUAUCAUUAAAGACCGGCAGUCUUAUGGGAGCACCAUUCAGCGAUUCUAAGAAGUUAUCUGCUCGGCCACUAAAUCACUCUGGAAAGAUCAAGCUUCAACUUUUCCCAAUAGAUGAGACCAUUCAAAAGAUUUUGCAGCAAGAUAAACGCAACCCUUACCUGGAAUUGACUUUGACUCCUCGAAAAAAGAUAUCCUCAGUUGUGCAGCAUCUGAACAGAAAAUGGGGUAGUUCUCAGUGUGCAAAAGGCGAGCUCAUGCUCUUCCCUUAUGAUGCUAGACUAGAUAGCAUAACUGGCAGUGAAAAGUGGACUCUUCAGGAUUCUUGCACGGCUGCUGAUGUGCAUGUUGCAGUUGGCAGCCCUUCUACAUUUCGUUUAAGGUAUGGUUGGUUUGAGCUCAAUUUGAAGCAACAAAGUAGUGGAUCAUCUUUGGCACCAGUGCACUCUAUAGACAACACUAUUGGCAACACGCCUUCAGAUCUUGUUUUCAGUGAACAGAAACAUAUGGUUGGUUCCAGUGAAUUCCCAAGUAACUUUGUGGCACCAUCCAUUGUGGAUAACACUAAUACAGUACAAGCAGUGGAUAAUCAAAGCAAAGUGGCACCACUUUCAUGGAUUGACUGCAUAUCAAAUAUAAGUUUCGGAGCACUGUUAUCUGAAGCUGCACCUUCUCAAGACAGCAAACAAUUGCCUUCACAAAAUAACUUGAGUCUCCAGCAGAUACCUGUUACAUGUGAUUCGUUUGAUGCUGAUAUUGCUUCUCUGAUUGCUCGCCAGCAAGCAAGUAACCAGCCGAGGGUGUCAAAUCCAUCCCUUUGGGACGCCGAAGAAACUUGUCAUGCAUUUGCCUUCCAGAAUCAAACUUCAAAAAGGACAUCAACUUCAGUUCCUGGCAACAGUGGUGCUACUAUUAACUCGUCUGUCCUGGGUGCAAUUCCAGAAACUGGCACAGAUGAUGAUCAGCAAUGCUCUACUAAAGGUGGGAAAGAGGAACCAAACACUUGGACACCAGUGUUGACCAAUGGUCAUAAUGCAAAGCCAGAGAUCCCAAUGCAUGAGUCCUCUGGCAACCCAGAGCUUGGAGCAUCUUGCUCUAGACUCUUGAGUGGAACCGACAGUUUAGGGCUAAGCAGUUUACUCACAAACAGCUUGGAUGCAUUCCAGAACUUCUCUGUUUCCUGAAGCUCAGACAACCAUAUGGAAGAACUAGGGUUAUACAGUACGGACGAACUGAAGGUAUAGGUUCACCGGAUUUCUGCUUCAUUGAGAGAUUAUUUUGGGCUUGCUGAAGCCACUUCUUCUUCUGUAGAUAAAUUACAGAUCGCAGUCAGCUAGUCAUGUAAACAUUUUACUAAUUGCUAGUUUGCUAAUUGUAUAUUCUGAAAUUGCCAAGAAUCUGUUUGUAUUGGCUUUUAUCAUUUUCGUCGCAUCCGAUUGCAUUUUGUCCGAGUAUUGUACACAUUUGCUCUUGGGAACAUUGAUCAACCGAGGUAAUAGUGCAAUAACAAGUGGCAAUCUGACUCUUCAGCUGAA
Molecule: messenger RNA, 2156 nt
Organism: Phragmites australis (common reed)
Lineage: Eukaryota; Viridiplantae; Streptophyta; Magnoliopsida; Poales; Poaceae
Product: TSL-kinase interacting protein 1-like
Exons: 9
Coding region: 444-1805 (453 amino acids)
Biological process (GO): pattern specification process
Cellular component (GO): nucleus
Molecular function (GO): chromatin binding
Source: RefSeq, a predicted model, not a curated record